AUGAAGGCACUUGCGUUGGCAGCACUAUGCCUCGCGAAGGCUGUUGCCGGUCUGACGGCUGCAGAAUGGCGCAAUCAGUCGAUCUACUUUCUUCUAACUGAUCGUUUUGGCCGAACGGACAAUUCCACUACAACAACAUGCAAUGUUAGCGAUCGGAUCUACUGCGGUGGCAGCUGGCAAGGAAUCAUCAAUCAUUUAGAUUAUAUUCAGGGCAUGGGAUUCACUGCCAUUUGGAUCACCCCCGUCACAGAACAGCUCUCUCAAGAUACUGGAGAUGGAGAGGCAUAUCAUGGCUACUGGCAACAAGAGAUAUACAACGUCAACACAAACUAUGGCACUGCUGCUGACCUUUUGGCACUCUCUAAAGCCCUGCACAGUCGUGGCAUGUACCUCAUGGUAGACGUGGUCGCAAACCAUAUGGGCUAUGAUGGAGCUGGUAAUACUGUUGACUACAGUGUCUUUAACCCAUUCGACUCUUCUUCUUACUUUCAUUCGUAUUGUGAUAUCAGCGAUUACUCUAAUCAGACAAACGUGGAGGACUGUUGGUUGGGAGACACUACAGUUUCUCUUCCAGAUCUCGACACGACUCUUACUUCUGUUCAGACAAUCUGGUAUAACUGGGUCACUGAAUUGGUGUCCAACUACUCCAUUGAUGGCUUGCGAAUUGAUACAGUCAAACACGUCCAGAAGUCGUUCUGGCCUGGCUACAACAGUGCUGCAGGUGUCUACUGUGUGGGAGAGGUGUUUGACGGGGACCCAGCAUACACCUGCCCCUACCAGAGCUACCUCGAUGGUGUUCUCAAUUAUCCAAUUUAUUACCAACUACUGUACGCAUUCGAGUCCACAAGUGGCAGUAUCAGCAAUCUAUAUAACAUGAUCAACUCCGUUGCAUCUGACUGUUCUGAUCCAACCCUGCUCGGAAACUUCAUCGAGAAUCAUGACAACCCACGCUUUGCUUCCUACACGAGCGACUAUUCUCAAGCGAAGAAUGUGAUUUCUUUCAUCUUCUUCUCUGAUGGAAUUCCGAUCGUCUAUGCUGGUCAGGAACAACACUAUAACGGUGGCAGUGACCCUGCCAAUCGCGAAGCAACUUGGCUAUCCGGGUACGACAAAACAGCUCAGCUUUACACAUACAUCACCACCACAAACAAGAUCCGUGCCCUAGCCAUUUCAAAGGAUAGCGCCUACAUAACUUCAAAGAAUAAUGCUUUCUACACUGACAGCAAUACUAUCGCCAUGAAGAAAGGAUCGAGUGGCUCGCAAGUCAUCACGGUUCUUUCGAACCGUGGCUCAUCCGGUAGCUCGUAUACCUUGACUCUUAGCGGAAGCGGCUACUCGUCUGGCACAAAGCUCAUGGAAAUGUACACCUGCACUGCUGUAACUGUGGACUCCAGUGGUAACAUCGCCGUGCCAAUGGCUUCCGGACUCCCUCGAGUCUACAUGCUGGCUGCCUCGGCUUGUUCUAUUUGUAGUUCUGCCUGUUCAACAACUACAACAAGCUCGUUGACGGCGUCGACUUCGACGACAACGUCAACCACACUGAAGACUACCACCUCCACUACAGCCACGAGCUGUACACAGGCUACUGCUUUGCCCGUUUUGUUCAAAGAGAUUGUCACCACGUCAUACGGGCAGAACAUCUAUAUCUCAGGUUCUAUAAGUCAACUCGGAAGCUGGGACACGUCUAGCGCUGUUGCCCUCUCUGCUGAUCAGUACACAUCUUCCAACCAUCUGUGGUAUGUUGUCGUAACAAUUCCAGUGGGAACCUCGUUCCAGUACAAGUUCAUCAAGGAGACGAGCGGAUCUAGCACUAUUACGUGGGAAAGUGAUCCCAAUCGCUCUUAUACGGUACCAACUGGCUGUGUAGGCUCAACGGCCACCGUCACAGCAACGUGGAGAUAG
This is a messenger RNA of Penicillium subrubescens, 1902 nucleotides long. RefSeq names its product putative alpha-amylase. The record is from RefSeq and is a predicted model, not a curated record. Lineage: Eukaryota; Fungi; Ascomycota; Eurotiomycetes; Eurotiales; Aspergillaceae. The transcript is spliced from 9 exons. Gene Ontology annotation, biological process: carbohydrate catabolic process. Gene Ontology annotation, molecular function: starch binding; calcium ion binding; alpha-amylase activity. The coding region runs from base 1 to 1902 and encodes 633 amino acids.